This is a messenger RNA of Polypterus senegalus (gray bichir), 1495 nucleotides long. RefSeq names its product chromosome 12 C3orf14 homolog (gene cep15). The record is from RefSeq and is a predicted model, not a curated record. Lineage: Eukaryota; Metazoa; Chordata; Cladistia; Polypteriformes; Polypteridae. The coding region runs from base 258 to 611 and encodes 117 amino acids. The transcript has 5 exons.
CCAGGGGCUCGCCUUGUGCGUCAAAGCAGCUUCCAUAAAGUGCUGUAAAGGUUUGUCGCGCGGCUUCACGCGGUAACCUUGGCGGACUGAUACGAUCUACAGUUGUCUGAUCCGGCCAAGUAAAUAUUCAAACUCUCACAGGAGAAGGACACGUUCCUCACGUGGGAAGAUGGAAUCCUUCUUGAGCCGGGAGGUUGAGCUGUGCAAGAAACACAGGGACAUGUAAACUUGAUAAAAGAGCAGCUCUGCUACGUCAGAUGGAAAGCCACAAGGAAAAUCAGAAUGAGGAAAAUCAGCCGAAAAUGACGUCUGAAGCGUCCCAUGCGAGGAAUGUGGCCCUCCUCAAGGAUUUGCAGAUGAUCGAAGAGCGACUCCAUCAGAGCAUAAUCGCCCCGCCACCCCCUGAUUUUAUCAGCUUGAAGGCCCAGUACAUGAAAUCGGUGGAAGAGAGCCUUCCACAGCAGGAACAGUCUCUUUUGGAUAAAGCAGAGUCACCAAGCGAGAGCAAAGGAGGAGGUGAAAAGCCAAAGUCGAGACGUUCUUCUCCACGUAAAUCGAAACCCUCAUCACACGGACAACCUCCUUCUCCACACAAAUGUGAUACCUUAUAGUUAAUGACCACCUGUAGGCAUAAAGUGAAAGGGGACGGCUGUGAACUGGUCCCGAGUCCUCGGGUGUUUCUGCUCAUUCAAAAUCGGAUGACCUCAUCCAGGCAACCCAGCCAGACCACUGGGCCUCCCUCUUUGUCCAAAGCCAACUGGUGGCUGUUUCUACGCCAUCACCGAUUAUCCUCAUGACCUUCUCCUUUGUAAGCUCAACCACACCCAACUGGGUCAGAACUUUACAAAGGACCACCGGGGCGGCCCACCUCUGUUCGCUGAAGGCAAGCACUACCUCCUCCAGGGUAUGGCGAGUUCUGUCGUGAUCGCUUUUUUAGUCGAGGCCGAGAAGAUGACCAUCUCUGGCCAGAGGGUUGCUAUGGCAGUGUGUCACCCAAAUGUACACUUGGCUGAGGUGAGGAGGCCUGCCGCUGAACUCGGCCGUUAGAUGAGCCGUUCUCUGGCCCUGACCAAGGAGAUGAUCUUCUUCGGGUAGAAUUACCAACGUUCUAAAGAAUGGUGGAUGCCAACUGAUUUGGUCCGUUUCAACUUGAUAGAAAAGUGUGAUCAAUGAGGGCACUGAAAUUUUGUGACUGUGUCUUUUAAGAUAAUUCAUAUGUUCCUGCAAGGUGCAGCAAUAUCGAUCAUUGAUUGCAAGGUUUGGUGAAAUGAUACUCAGGUAGUCAGCUGCAGAUCCAAAAAAUGGCUUUAUGAACUCAUUUAACUUUCAUCGAAAUUAAUCACAAAUAUACUAUGCAAGUAGUUUGAUUUUCAAAAUGCUUGGCUUCAGCAAUGAAGGGGAUUUUAUUAUACACACAGCAGUAACGGUGCACUGCUGUAACGAUAACGUGCUGCGAAUACACUUGACUUGAGUAUUCCGAAUUUUCAUCCUCUUC